Molecule: messenger RNA, 2079 nt
Organism: Labrus mixtus (cuckoo wrasse)
Lineage: Eukaryota; Metazoa; Chordata; Actinopteri; Labriformes; Labridae
Gene: igsf5a
Product: immunoglobulin superfamily, member 5a
Exons: 8
Coding region: 46-1299 (417 amino acids)
Biological process (GO): cell-cell adhesion
Source: RefSeq, a predicted model, not a curated record
AUGACUCAGUGAGUGAGCGAGUGUGAGGUGAUAAGAGCUGCUUUCAUGACCAGACCUGAACCUUUGCUCCCUGUAAAGUGCCACAGCCUCAGGUGGAGUCUCUGCUCACCUGCUGUGUUAGGAAAUGAAGCUUUGGUUCACUCGACACAACGGGGGAGCUCUCACUCAGAAAACAAUACUAGAAUGACUUUGUCCUGGAAAUCAUCAUGGCCUACACUUUAUUGCAUCUUCUCAUUACUCUGUGCAUCUGGAGAUUCAGCGGGUCCAGAUCAGUUCCAGUUGCAGCCACUAAACUCCAUGGUGCUGAAAGACUCUGACGUGAGAUUCAACGCCACCGUGAAGGGAAACUGGGAGGUCAUGACCUGGACAGUCGGAGGUCUGCUGGUCCUCACCGUCCCCGUCAGUGGUAACAUCGCCUCCUCUUCACAGAGGUACACUGCAGGGUUCUGCUCUGGAGGUGACACAAGCUGUGUGGAGUUCACCAUGAGGAACGUCAGCCGGGGAAACGCUGGGCCCGUGGUCUGCACCGUGCAGGGGGAGUACGGGUCAAAGACGGCACAGCUUCACGUGCAAGAGAGUGGUUCAGUCAGCGUCACAGCAGGAAACCUGAAGGUGAUGCAGGACGAGCAGGUGGAGUUCCAGUGUGAUACAGCUUCUUGGUUUCCCUCACCGACUGUCAGCUGGGCUCUAAAUGGUCACCUUGUGGACAGCGGCCUUUACAACACCACCAGCACAGCUGAUGGGGAUUAUUUUAACUCCACCAGUGUCCUCAAGUUUCAGGCUGUCAGAAACACCACCGUGGAGUGUCGGGCGACCCUGGAGGCGCUGACAAACCCACAAAAGAGAUCUGUAUUCUUAGUGGUUGUUCCCAAGCCUCCAGACUGGACAGUGCUGAUUGCAAUGGUUGUGUCCAUCGGAGGACUCGCUCUGCUGGUUUUACUCAUCAUAGGAAUCAUCUUCUGCUACAAACGCAGGAAAGAAAAACAGCCCAACUAUCAAGAUGAAGUGAGGAGGGUGAGGACACAGAGUCAGUUAAGUGCUGUCACUGCAGUCGGACGGGGUCAGGUGAACGCAGGUUACGUGACGGAUGGUCAAACAAGUAAGACAACCAACAUAUGCACGAAUACAAACAAGCUUUCAGAUGACAGAAAUAGACGAAUCGAUACAAUAUAUUUUGUUUUGUUUGUUUUUCAGAUGCCCGAUGUUGUGAACAGUAACCAGGCAGGAAACGUCUUCAGGAUCUCGGGUACUGUGGAUGAAUCAGGCUUCAAGAAACACAGACAUGUCACCAUCGUGUGAGCUGCACACAGCCUGCAAACACAUGAGCUCAGCACUGCACUUUGACGCUUCACUGCUCCGUUUCUGAAGGUGAAAGAAAGGUGUGAGGAGGGAGUGACUCUGUCCACACCAAAGACCGAUGCACUGCAGUCAGACGAGGAAGAGAUAUAAAAACAGGACAUGUUUUUUUUUUUAAUUCGCUGACUGUUAGAAGCUGUAUCAGCAGAAUGCAACAUUUUGAAAUCAUAGAAACGUGUAAUGAAAACACGUUAAGAUUGCAAAACAUCUAUGGGCUUUUUUUGUAUUUCUCGGGCUUUUUGAAAGUGCUACAGUCAUCAUCUGCUGCGGUUGCAGUCGCAGCCUUAUCACAGAGCAAACCAAAGUGAGCAUAAUUAACAGUUUAAUGACCGCUGGAGCGGCAUUUGAGGCUGAACCAGCAUAAACUGUUCCACUUAUUGGACACAGGCUGUUUUUUUUGUUUGAUGACUACGUGUUUCUGGUUUUUUACUAAGCCAUAUCUAUUUAUUGAGGCAUUAUGUAACUGAAAUUAAAUAUUCAAAGGGGGGCAGUCUGAAACCUCUUUUGUUCUCCAGCAUCUGAAAAUGUCCUCAAAUGUAAUCCCCUCUUAAAUGUAAUGCUGAUGGCGACUGCUCUUUGAUCAGUGGCCUAUUUCUUACAUUUUUAAAUUAUUUGAACUAAUAAAACCUUUCACAUACAAAAGUAAAUGUGCCAGUUUGUCAAAGAGUCCCCAUGAAGAACAUGUCAUAUGCAUUAGAGGAAUAAAAUCAUUUCCAUUUGUCA